Molecule: messenger RNA, 2538 nt
Organism: Myxozyma melibiosi
Lineage: Eukaryota; Fungi; Ascomycota; Lipomycetes; Lipomycetales; Lipomycetaceae
Exons: 4
Coding region: 1-2538 (845 amino acids)
Biological process (GO): cytoplasmic microtubule organization; nuclear migration involved in conjugation with cellular fusion; establishment of mitotic spindle orientation
Cellular component (GO): cytoplasm; spindle pole body; microtubule plus-end
Molecular function (GO): microtubule plus-end binding
Source: RefSeq, a predicted model, not a curated record
AUGAAAUCCAUCAGAUAUCUCAGCUCAGCACAAUCUACUCCAUCUCCACCGCUUCUCCGCCCUCCUCCUCCUCCUCCUCCUCCCCCUCCUCCAUCAACCAACAUCCGCUCCGAGAAACCAAUUAACCCACAACCCUCGCCCGUGUUUAGAUUUGCACCAAAGCAGAACCCCGAACCCUCAAAUAGGCUUCCAACGCAGUUCGCACCGUUUCUGGCCUCCUCGCUUCAACAAGCACAAAAACACCCAAUGGAGCGCUCCAGCAGCAGGAUGUCCGCCAAGGGACUCCCGCCGUCGCCCUCCCCGCGAUCAAAGACCCCCUCGCGAAUGGCUAUGUACUCGAACUCGCCGCGUCCCCCGUCGGCGCGUGGGUUCGUCGCCGAUAUCAACGUCGGCGAUCUUGUCUACAUCCCGGCUGGUCGUCGAGGCGUUGUUUUGUUUGUUGGAAAGGUUCACGGGAAAUCUGGCGAGUUUGCGGGCAUUGAUCUGCUGGGCGAGGAUGCCGCGUUCGGAAAGAACGAUGGCUCUGUUGAAGGCGUCCGCUACUUUAGCGCGUCUCAUCCGUCCUCGGGUAUUUUCGUCCCUAUCGCAAAGGUCUCUCACAACAAGCCUGCCCUCGACAGCUGUCCGCCGACUCCAAAUACCCCCCGGUCCCGCUCUGUCCUCGGCCGCCCUUCGUCCGUCCUCGAUCACCACACAAUGUCUCCUAUGGCAGCUCCGAAUCUGAAAACCGCUGCCGGUCAUACUCCCGCGCGACGGACUUCAAUGGCUCAGAUUCCAACAACAGCUCCCCGCAGCGCUUCUCGCACCUCCAUGACUCGCCCGGCUGCAACGCCCACUACGACUCGCACUGUCGCGUCUGAUCGUGCGCGGGCAACAACGCCCUCUGCAGCCAUCCGAAGAAAAUCAGCCGUGCCCUCUGUGCCUUCCUUGCCUUCAUCAACUCCGAAAACAGUCAACAGACGGCAGACUACGGCCACGCAUGCAGCUCCGGGAAGUAUAUUUGCAACCGACGAUUCUGAUGUUCGAUCAGACGGUUCAGCUCCGAACGAUGAAGCAAUUGCUUCACUAAAAGCCGAGCUCGAAAGUUCUGCCUCCAAGCUUGCUGAUCGCGAUGCCGAGAUUCAGAGACAAAACGAAGCCCUGCAGGAUUUGCAGAACGCGCUCGCGGAAUACACCCUUUUGUCAGACAGCUUGCAGAUGUCGAAACCAGCCGGAGACGAAAGCUCGCGCAAUUCUGCGGGCGAUACGGAAGAUGGCGAUGCUACAAAACGCGAGCUGGAUCUGCGAGAACUUCUUCUCGAUAAGGAAAACAAGCUCACCCAGCUACAAAGCGAGCUUGAUGCCAAACGCUCAGAGUUUCGGCAAACUCUGGAAACGCUCGAGCAGGCUAAUAUGGCUACGAAUCAGAUGUACGAGCUACAAAUCGAGGAGCUCUCGAGCAAAAUACAAGCGGCCGAUGGCGUUGUCAAUGAUAUAGCUCCGUUAGAGGCACUGAUUUCGGAGCUCGAAGCAGAUCUGGAGCGGUCAAGAUCCGUGGAAUCACAAGUGUUGGAGAAACUUUCUAAUGCAGAGGCCCAAAACAAGGAGAAAGAUCAACUGAUAACAAACCUCAAGAAGCAAACUGCCGCAAUGGCCGAAGGCGCGACGUCCAACACUGCACCUUUAGAAGAAAUGAUUACCGAGCUUGAGACGAAUCUGAAACAAGCGAAGGCAACCGAGGCGCAACUGCGGAGCCAGCUCAAUGAAUAUGAGGCCAAGAUCGAUCAGGAACGGAAGACGAUCAUGGAUCUCGAGACCGAGAAAGCGUUGGCGGCGAAUGACAUCUCGUUCUACACCAAGCCGCUUGAAACUAAAAUCUCCGAGCUAGAGCAAAAGUUACAAGAGAACGUGGCGUCUGAGAACAGGGUUAGAGAGAAAUUCGUCGAAGUCGAGGCGGAGAUCAAGGAAAAAGACCGGAUAAUCGUCAACCUGCAACGCCAGAUCGACGCGCUAUGUUCCGCCACGGCCGGCGAGGAUCAGGAACAGCUUGUGUCUGCAAAGAAACGACAAGAGAAGCUAGAAAAAGAGAUAUCCUCACUGGAGCAUAUAGUCGAGUCCAAAGUCUUCCACGAGCAGGAACUUGAGCGCGAACUAUCCUCUUUGCGCGAGCAGCUCUCGUCCGCCACGGACGACGUUGCAAGCGGACGCUCGCAAGUUGAGAAACUGCAGCAGCAACUCCAAGACGCGGCAUCCCACCCUUCGGCAAAGAGUCCUCUCAAGCCUGCUUCGAGCGUCAGCCUCAACGGCGGAAGCAUACGAUCAACCGCCGCCGCCGGCCAAAACGGUAGCAGCAACGGCCUGUGGUGCGAGAUUUGCGAGACCGAGGGACACGACAUCAUUGACUGUAAAGCUAACGGAGUCUUUGGCUUGGAUGAAAACAAAACGGCUUCGAAUUCGUCGCUCGGUCAGACGCAGGAGCAGCCGGUUGCGAAGAAACUGUGGUGCGCGUUAUGCGAAAAGGACGGGCACUCGAGCAUGGAUUGUCCAGAGGGAUUCUAA